This is a messenger RNA of Synchiropus splendidus (mandarinfish), 1146 nucleotides long. RefSeq lists its product as uncharacterized. NCBI's taxonomy places the organism in Eukaryota, Metazoa, Chordata, Actinopteri, Syngnathiformes, Callionymidae. Gene Ontology annotation, biological process: response to bacterium. The coding region runs from base 19 to 1083 and encodes 354 amino acids. The transcript has 5 exons. The record is from RefSeq and is a predicted model, not a curated record.
CCGUCGGCUGAAUUUGCGAUGGAGAUGCUGCUUGUGUACUGUCUCGUACCGCUCCUGGUGACUGGCCGAAGUGAAAAUGUCAUGCCCACCGUGACAGUUCCAGUGGGACAAGAUGUGAACCUGACAUGCAGCCAUGCCUCCUCAACUGUGAUGAAAGGAAACUUGUUUUGGAUACGGAUUUCUGCCGUGAACACUCCUCAGGUGUUGGCGUCCGCUAACCGCUAUGGUGAAGUUCAGGUUGCCGGCCCUUCCCGUGUCACGGCGAGUCAAGACGAUGUUGAGAACUUCCAUCUGCAGCUCAGGGAGAUGCAGCUGGAUGACGCUGGAUUUUACUUCUGCAUCGAAGUUUGGCUUUUAGAUAUACAUUUUUUGUCCAAGGCAGCGUUGCAAGUGAAAGGAGCCGAACCUGAUGUCCUAGCUGUCGAACAGAACUUCUCCAUCAAGAAUAACACUGUGGAGCUUCAAUGUUCAGUUCUAUCUCAGUAUGGUAAAGACGUGUGUGCAGGUGAAGAGACAAUUCACUGGUUCAAGUUCGGAACGCCGGGAUCAGCAAAUGUGCUGGUCACACAUGAGAGAAGAGGAGAUGAAUGUGAGCAGGACUCGACCACCAGACUGCAGAGAUGCAGCUACAGGAUCUCCCGAAAUAUCAGCUCUGAUGAUGAGACUCUCUACUGCGCUGUGGCCUCAUGUGGACACAUUUUGUUCGGAAAUGGGACAAAUAUCACAAGCAAAGGUAGGAAAUCAAAUUCACAUGAGAGAACUCAAGCCUACUCUGUUAUUCUGUUUUUGUCUUUCUUCCCAGUGUCUGGUCACUGGCAACAGACUCUGCAGUUCGUGAACGGUGCGGCUGUCGCUUUCAGUCUGGGAGUGCUUUUUCUUCUGAUUUACAUGAUAAUGAAGAAAGAAAAUUGUUUUGAAUUUGAAGAGUCAUCUUUUCAAGCAGCGAUUGGGAAAAGUCAAUACAAGUUGUCGGAGCUUGAGGACUUGAGUCUCUGCUCUGUGGUGAGAUACACUCAGAAGAAAGCUGACAAAGGUGGACCGCUGAGACCGUCUGCACUGAUCAGGAGAGAUGGAGCCCUCUAACUGAUCCCCCGCACUCGUGGAUCAGCACGUGUGUGUUGGUGUCGACUGCCAUGCGUAUGUCCU